CAAAGGAGCUAAUCUAUCGUUAUGCUGAUGUAUCAACAAUUUUAAUAGCAAGUGCCAUUUUUGGACGUCUACAGUAAAAACGGUUGUGUAGUUGGAAGACGAUCAACACACAGACUCGAAGGAUUGCGGAGCUGGAAACUGUGAGCACUCAAAAUGCGUUGCUCAUUGUUCGUUUGCCUCAUCGUUGGGGCGGUUUUCAACUACGGCGCUGGCGUUGAUCCAAGCAAUUUCAAGACCUGCGAGCAAAGCAGUUUUUGCAGGCGGUCGCGCAAGGUGCAAAGCUCGGGUAGCAAAUAUGCCCUCAUACGAGGCACUCUGAAUACGUAUACAGAUUCGGUGACCGCUGAUCUGAUCAAUAAGGAGAAUCAUCAUCAGUUUACGCUAAAGCUGGAGGCGCUGGUUGGCAGCACCUUCCGGUUACAGAUUGAUGAGAAGCAACCGUUGCGUCCACGUUAUCGCGUUGAGCAUGCGUUGAAAGGCAAGCCGGAGACGACACGGAUACGUGUGGAGGAAUCUGAUGAGCUGACCAUUACGGUUGGCAAGUCCAAAGCUGUGAUACAUGGCGAUCCAUUUCGCAUUGACUUCUAUGAGGAUGAUGUGCACGUCGUCUCGGUGAAUGCCAAGAACUGGUUGUACUUUGAGCAUUUGCGCCAGAAGGCGCAAGCUCCUGCAGAGCAAGCCGAGGGCGGCGAUCAGGCACAUCAGCAGCAGGAUCAGCAAGACAAUAGUGACAUGGUACAGCCAGCUAGCGAACCUAUUGACGAUCCCGGAGCAUGGGAAGAGAACUUCAAAUCGCAUCAUGACUCCAAACCCUAUGGACCAGAGGCCGUUGCCCUCGAUUUCUCUUUCCCCGCCGCGGAGAUGCUCUUUGGCAUACCCGAGCAUGCCGAUGCCUUUCAACUCAAAUCAACAUCCGGCACGGAACCCUAUCGUCUAUACAAUUUGGAUGUCUUUGAGUAUAUUGUGGACAGUAAAAUGGCCCUUUAUGGCUCUGUGCCAGUGCUGUAUGCUCAUGGUCCACAACGCACCGCCGGCGUCUAUUGGCAGAAUUCCGCUGAGAGUUGGGUGGAUAUCUACACGACUGAGUCGAAUGUUGUUUCCUCGUUGGUCAACUUUGUAUCUGGUUCGAGGAAAUCGACGCCACCUUUGGCCCACUUCAUAUCCGAGUCGGGCAUUGUGGAUGCAUUCAUAAUGCUCGGACCCAAGCCCAUGGAUGUGUUCAAGCAGUAUGCAGCGCUGACCGGAACGCACGAACUGCCGCAGUUGUUUGCGUUGGCCUAUCAUCAGUCUCGGUGGAACUACAAUGAUGAGCGCGAUGUUACCUCCGUUUCGGCCAAGUUCGAUGAGUACAAUAUGCCAAUGGAUACCAUGUGGCUGGAUAUUGAGUAUACGGAUGGCAAGCGCUACUUCACAUGGGACAAAUUCAAGUUCCCCGAACCGUUGACUAUGAUUAAGAACCUAACAGAGCUGGGUCGCCACUUGGUCGUCAUCAUUGAUCCGCACAUCAAGCGUGACAAUGCGUACUUCUUCCAUCAGGAUUGCACGGAGAAUGGUUACUAUGUGAAGACGCGCGAGGGCAAUGACUAUGAGGGCUGGUGCUGGCCGGGAUCUGCCAGCUAUCCGGACUUCUUCAAUCCCGUUGUGCGCGACUACUAUGCCAGCCAGUAUAGCUUGUCCAAAUUCAAGACGGUCUCGAAGGAUGUGAUGAUCUGGAAUGAUAUGAAUGAGCCAUCGGUGUUUAAUGGCCCCGAAGUAACCGCGCCCAAGGAUCUGGUUCACUAUGGCAAUUGGGAGCACCGCGAUGUUCACAAUCUCUACGGUCAUAUGCAUCUGAUGGGCACCUUUGCUGGCCUGAAGCAGCGCGAUCCUCAACAGCGUCCCUUCAUCUUAACGCGCGCCCAUUUCGCUGGCUCGCAGCGUUAUGCAGCCAUUUGGACCGGUGACAAUUUUGCUGAUUGGGCGCAUUUGCAGCAUUCCAUCAAGAUGUGCCUCACAGAGGCUGUUGCCGGCUUCUCCUUUUGCGGCGCCGAUAUAGGCGGCUUCUUUGGCAACCCGGAUAACGAGCUGCUGGAGCGCUGGUACCAGACCGCCGCCUUUUUGCCUUUCUUCCGUGCACAUGCUCAUAUCGAUACCAAGCGCCGUGAACCAUGGCUGUUCCCUGAGCGCACACGGCAUGUUAUCAAGAACGCUUUGCUUAAGCGCUACAGCUAUUUGCCCUUGUGGUACACCAGCUUCUAUGAGUUAGAGCAGACAGGCGCGCCAGUAAUACGUCCACUGCUGGCCCACUAUCCAGUUGAUAAGGAGGCGUUUGCCAUCGACAAUCAGCUGCUGGUGCAGCAGCGUCUUCUGGUGCGUCCUGUGAUGCAGCAAGGCGUUAGCAAGGUGGAUGUCUAUUUCCCUGCCAUUGACGACAAGAAGAACGGCGACUACUGGUACGAUGCGGAUACAUAUCAAAGACAGGAGCGUGUUGGCUACGAAAGCAUACCAGUUACCGACGAUAAAAUACCCGUUUUUCAACGCGGCGGCAGCAUUGUGCCCAAGAAGGAGCGUCAGCGUCGCUCGUCUACGCUGAUGCUUAACGAUCCGUACACGCUGGUUAUUUGCUUGGAUCGCCAGGGCAAGGCUGCUGGCACGCUCUUCAUAGACGAUGAGAAAUCGUAUGCGUACCGCACUGGCGAAAGCAUCUAUGUGAGCUACGAGUUCGCCAACAAUCAGUUGACCAAUCGCUUCAUUGGCAAGCCUCACUUCAAAUCCGACGCCUGGAUUGAGCGCAUCGUCAUUGCAGGACUGGGCUAUGCGCCAAUAGAUGCCACCAUCACCGCCAAUGGCAUCACCCAGAAGCUGGAGAUAGAGCAACGCUCCAAUGGAGCCAUUGUCGUGCGCAAACCAGCGGUCAAAAUGAAUGUGGACUUUGCACUCAAGCUCAACGCAGCUUAGUUACGGUAUUAACUGAAUAUGUCCUGCUAGCCCAACCCAACCCAACCCGGCCAACCCAGCAGGAUUAGACAUUAUUCGUAUAUAUUAACAAUUACAAUAUAUUUCUUUACCUUUAUUUUUUUUUGUGUUCCAUGUAAGCUUCUAGUAGUUAAUAGUAAAUAUGUUUUCAAUUCCAGAUGAAACAACAAAAGAUUCCAAUAAAUGAGUUACAUGCGAAUUCCAAUUUGGACAAUUUUCUUCUCUAUAAAUAGUGCAUAGGAAACUAGUCUGUUCUGGAUGAAUCGGGCAUCGCUAUAAUAUUUCUAUACUGCUCUAAGAUACAAUGUGAACUGAAGCCCGUUGGGUCUCUCUUCAUUUGUAUACCCUUUGUCAUCAGUGGGGAGUUUGGGGCAUGAAGUUCUUGAUUUGAUUUUUAGCUAUUUACUUAACAUAAGCACUUACACAUCUGUAUAUACGUAAAUAUAAUGAC
Messenger RNA from Drosophila hydei, 3406 nucleotides. RefSeq names its product neutral alpha-glucosidase AB (gene GCS2alpha). Lineage: Eukaryota; Metazoa; Arthropoda; Insecta; Diptera; Drosophilidae. The coding region runs from base 154 to 2937 and encodes 927 amino acids. The record is from RefSeq and is a predicted model, not a curated record. The transcript has 5 exons. Gene Ontology annotation, molecular function: alpha-glucosidase activity; carbohydrate binding. Gene Ontology annotation, biological process: carbohydrate metabolic process; N-glycan processing.